Messenger RNA from Caenorhabditis auriculariae, 4967 nucleotides. The record is from the annotation of a GenBank genome assembly. NCBI's taxonomy places the organism in Eukaryota, Metazoa, Nematoda, Chromadorea, Rhabditida, Rhabditidae.
AUGUCCCCGAGGUGCUUCUUCUCUGUCAAGUUUGGAAGAAACCUUCGCGCCUACUCCAACCUCAUCCAUCACCCAAAAGACUCUAAAAAGUUGGACUUUGUUUUUUUCUCCAGUUAGGAUCUUAUUGACUGUCCUGUUCAACUUUCAAAUCCAAGUUUAGUUUUUAAUUCAGCCUUCAUUCCUACAAAGACUUGCCUUUCAAAAGACAUUAUGACCUUGUCUCAAAACUCCACAUAAAUAAUUAAUCGAUACAAGUUUUCCGUUUCGAAUCUACUCAAUUCACUUCAUAAACCUCUCCAGCUCAGUAAAGUCGUGAAAACGAUCAAUAUAUAAGGUAAUACGCAUGAGAAUUAUAAUCUUGUUGCCGCAAUUUUCCGAUCAGACCUCUACUUUCAAUCCGAUUUUUGUUUCUGUGAGGUAUGUCUUUCUGUCUCCGAAACAAUGAAUUGCUCAGCGACUGGGAUUUCUGAUCUCAAUCCAAUUGUAGUUUUUCGUUUUUGUACUCUGCCCCCUCUCCCAAUCCCCCGCUUUUUAUUGUUUUUUGUUUGCCAGUAUCUCGUCUCAGAUUCCUCUUACCUUUUUUCUAACAUUUUUUUUUUACUCCCUAACAUGGGAAAUUCAUAGAUUCAUUAAUAUUCCUAGCAGCAACUUUCUCAAAAAACUAUUGGCAUUCAUUCUAAAUCAAAACUUUACGGAAGACUUUCUCUUGAGGAAAACUCGAAAGAGAGCUUUUCUGUAAAUCUUGGAAGAAAAAUCCCUUCUGAGCAAGUUUUGUUUGUAACUCAUAUUUCUUUACUUGCUCAUCCCCGUUUUUACCACAACCAGUGGCGUAAGACAAAAAAGGGCAGCAAUUAGAAGAAAAGUGAUUCAUGCCAGUAAAUAUGAUUUUCCCACUGAUUCAUUUUGUCUUCUCAUUUUCUUUGUUCUUGGCUUGGCUCUUAGAAAAGGACGACCGAAAGAGUAAUUACUCCCUUAAUGAGCCUUUUUUCGGAGUGCCUUCAAAACGUGGUAUCGAAAUGAGUAAGUGAUGUAUCAAUGAUUUCAAGAAAAAAAAAAUCAAUUUUUUUUGUAUGAUUCAAGUCAAUUUCCGCUCCUAUCGCAAUUUUCCAUAUCUUCUCUGCGAAAUGUUAUUUCCUUAAAAAAAGGUACCGUAACAUUCUAAGUUUCCGUUCUAUUUGAGAGUCAAAACAAGCCGCCCAUUGUGUAUGUUGCAUUGCGCGGCUCGUUAACUAACCAUUCUUCAUGAGCUAUUCAAUAUGCUGCUUUCUUUGAUAUUUCUCGUUUUCAUUUCGGUGGAGAAUUAUUUAUUCUGCUUUUGCUGCUUUGGAUAAACACGCCAAGUCACUCCUUCGAGAUAUAUAUUUCUUCUUGUAAUUUCGGCUCUCAUUUGGCGAAAAUCAGCAAAAGUACGGCGACGGUCGAUGCGAAAUUUCCCAGGACGCGUGUGAGAAAUACAACCGCAAUUGAAAUGGGCAAUAUCGCUUAGCUUGUUUUCUUCCCUUUCAAGUAUUUUCCGAACUGAGGGCUGAGUGAAAUGGAUUUUCUUUGAAGCAGCGCUUCACAUAUCAAUAUUUCAUGAUGUUUUAAUUACCUUGGCUCUCAAAAACUGCUGAAGUCAAUCAAAAUUCAUUUGCAGCCCUCAUUCUAUUUUCAAACUGAAUUAAGCAACAACUAAGUCUUAACCGCUCUCACUUCAUCUCUUUUUUGAAAGUUUCUGUCAAUAAAAGUGAUAAAAGUAACAUGAAUACAGCUAACGGAAACUUAAGCUGUAUUAAAAGAAAAGCUUUUAAGCUUGAAAGCUUCCGGCAAAAAAAGCUAGAGAAAAAAUAAAUUAAAAUAGCCUGUAGAAAAAUGCUCCACCUUUUAAAUUAUCAUAGAAAAAAUUCAGCGAUUCCUGAAAAUCUUGAGGCAAAAAACAGUUUUCAGAGUUAUCCCAAGCUAAACAAGAUUUCUGCGUCUCAAUAAUAUACAGAAUUUUUCUUUCAUCGCGCAAGAACCGCCGACGCUAAGUUCAAAUUUACUUCCGCGAAAUACAAAAUUAUCUUUGAAACUUCAAAGUUUAGUUAUCUUCAUUACUCUCUGAAGUCUAAUUUGAAUUUCGCGAGUCAACUGGAACACGGCAUAAGGCAAGUGAACAAGUUUAAAAAGAUUUCAAAAAACGUGAAUUUUCGAUUUUUUUGCGGAUUUGAAAAUUUCGCGCCUUACCCAUGGAGCGCAAUUUACAAUUGGUCUUUUUUUUGUCACAUUAUUUCCUUUUUAUCCUUUUUUGUUCUCCAUUUGUCAUUUUUCCGGUUGUACCUAAUCUUCGUAGAAACCGUGGAAUGCAAAUUUUUGAUUAUGUGAAAUCCAUUAUUUUUUAUUCAGGUCCUUUUUUAGUUUUUCAACUUUCUUUUUAGAUAGAAGCUAAUAAUAGUGUAUUUUUUGAUACUUUAUUCUCCGGCUCAGCUUUUCCGACCAUAUGACUUAUGUAAAUUUUUAAUCAAGGCGUUUUAUACCUAAAACUGAGAUUGGUUUCAGAAUGAGUGAAGCGGCCGUAGGGAGAAGCGGGUGAAGAGAACCGAUGAUGCCAGUGAUAUGCCAUCGGUCUAUCGACAGCGCGACGCUCUGAGGGCCAACGGAGGCCGUCCAUCUCGCAAAGGUCAGUUUUUUUUAAAAUCAUUAUAUUCCAUUUGUAUCCUCGGGUUUCCCAAUAACGAUGAUGUUUUGUUUUGGUCCAAAGAUCACUUCCAUCCAAGUCAGAACUAUACAUAAAUAUUUGAACGCUUUUUCUUCGUAUUAUAGGUAUUGACAAAUAAAAUUGUGAACAGCGGAAUCAGGUAGCUCCAUUUUGCGUGCGAAAUUCGCCCCAUUCUGAUUUAAUUUGCUCUCGCCGAUAACUUAUUCUCCGCCCCCUUUUUCCUGUUUUCCUCGCCACCUCGUCUAAUCAUCGUACUAGCUCAGUUCUAUUAAUUAUUGAUCAAAAAACGAGCUCCAAAUAGCAUAAACGGAGCUUUUUUUUUUUGAGAUUCCCUCACACCUUUAGAUGAAUCUUUUUUUCAAAAAUUACUCGCCGCAAUAAUUAUCGAAGAAAAAACGUAAUUGUGUUGUUAUGACUUUGUUGGCAGAUUUGGUCAUCACACAGUACACCUCCGUUAAUUAAUGAACUCCCAAGAUUGAAUUCUCAUCAAUUAUCCUAUUCAUCACCUCGUUUUUGUCAGCGUCAAGUUCACUCGGGCUCUUUUUUUGGGAAUUAUUCUCAUGAAAAAAUUUCUGACAGUAUUUAUUUUUUUAUUUUUUUGUUCGUGAGAUUUCUUUCAAAGCUGAACGGUUUUUUUAUUUUUAUAAAAAAACUGCUCGGUGACUUUUAAAUCAAGUCCCAUCAGGAAAAUCACUCCUCCAACUAAACAUUUUGAACAUUCAGGGAAUUAUUCAGGAAUUUAGCAUUUGGAAGGCUUAUUGGAGAGAAUUGUCUUGUUAUACUGAAAGAAGCUUUAUUUUCAAAAAUCUUCUUCGUAUUGCAAGAAAUUAACGGCCCUAUAAUGUUUUUGGAGAGUAAACUUUUUUUUUCUGGAAUUUGAAAGUUCGCUCGGAUUUUUUCAGCUAGAAAGAAUCUGAAUAUUUCAAAAAACUAAUAAUGAUUUGCCUAAAUUUCGAAAACUUCUGACCCUGAUUGGUAAACUUUUCAUUUUUGUUCUCAGACUUCAGAAAGUAAUUCAAAAAAGUAAAGUUCUUUUGGUUAUGCUCUUUUUUUCUCAGAAACGAGAUAAAAAUUUUGGGCAACGUGAUGUUUCGGGAAAUGAAUAAAUAAACAGGUGGACGUAAUAUGUGCCCCCAUUUGCUGGAAAAAAAGCAAAAAGGAUCUCUAAUCGCUUAUCCUGUUAUCAUUUGUGCUUAUCCAUGAGUUUUGCCCCGUCGUGUCCAUAAUCCGCUCUCCCACAAAUCCCACCUAUUCCCCAUUAUUUUUUUUCGAACAACUGAAUUCGAUUUUUCAGGGGUUUUUAAAAAAAUUGAAUUUUCUGGACUUAAUAGCACUACUUGAAAAGUAAGACGGGAUUUAAUAAUUUUUUUAAAAAGGUCUUCUUCAAAGAUUUCUGACUGAAUAUGUAGACCAGAAUAAUUUAGCAUUCUGUUUUACAAAUUUUUUUCUGUGAAAAAAAUGAUUGAUAUAUAUUAACUCUUCUCUCAUUUUUCAAUUCCUUUUCCGUUCGAUAGAGAAAAUCAGUAUUAGAUUACUUUCGAACACGAUAAAUAGAAUCCAUGCUCGAAAUAGGACAAAAAUGGAAAGGAAGUAUAAGAAAAGGCUUUUUUGCAAAAUUUUCUUCCGUUUCUUCGCCGUUGGUGACUUUACUCCUUGUUGAUGUUUUUAGGGUAUCUCUAGUUUCCCAAGAAAGCCCGAGUAAUUUCUUUUUGGCUUUACAUAACUCAGACCUUAGGAAAAAGUAGAAAACAUUAGGCUUUUUUGGAGAUUUGUUCUUCCAAAAUCACUGAUAAUUCUUUUUUUUUCGAAGUGGUAAGCUUCUUAACUAUUUCUUUAUGGAUUUUUUUCUCUCUACUAUAACUUCACUUAUUUAUCGCACGCAAACAUGUUAUACAAGAAAAUUGAAACUUUGAUAACUUUUUUUUUAAAUCGAGAAAACUUUCAUUGUUCAGUUUUCUGAUGUCACUUCUUUGUUCUUUAUUCAACAAGCAUGAUUUUUUUUCAAAGUUAAUUUGUAUGGUUAACUGAAAAUUUUCAUUAAUUAAUCCUGUUUAAAAAGGGAUCGGUACUUUUUUUGCCCGUUUUUUUUCCUUUUGCAUUUUGCGAGAAAUAUUUGGUUGAAUCGAUUUUCAAAAACUUUAGUAUUGGAAUAUCCUGAUGUGAGGUCCGACUCGAUGUCCUACUAGAGUCAGAAUUGAAAAUCUCUGAUUUGAUUCUGCAAUUGACUGCUGAACAUGGUUUUGCAACUAAGAUUCAAAUAUUUCCAGACAUUCGGAAGGAUUUGGACUGA